Messenger RNA from Polistes canadensis, 2608 nucleotides. RefSeq names its product reticulocyte-binding protein 2 homolog a-like. Lineage: Eukaryota; Metazoa; Arthropoda; Insecta; Hymenoptera; Vespidae. The record is from RefSeq and is a predicted model, not a curated record. The transcript is spliced from 4 exons. Bases 572 to 1987 code for a protein of 471 amino acids.
UCGUUUUAGAAAUAUUUUAAAAUGUAAAAAAGGAUCAAUUAUAUAAUGAUCAUAUUUUUAUUUGAUUUUACGUAAUUGGAAAUAUUCUGGUAAAACCAAUUUUGUUAUGAUUUAAGUUAAAUUAUAUUUCUUUAAGAAUAAAAUGUUUCUUUGUGCAAACAAUUUGAAAGUUUAAUAAUCCUAAAAUAUGUUUUCUUGUAGAAAAAUUUUGAAGUUUUACAUUACAAGCAAAUAUAAAUUAUUAAACAUUUAUAGUAGAGGCGAAUACGAGUACUACUGUUACUCAUUAUAUAUCAUAGAAAUAUGAACAUUUUGCCGAAAGUAAUUUGUUUACUUUGACGAGACAAGUGCGAUCGAUUAAUCGUAUAUAAUAUUAUUAAAAAUCGAUAACUGUUAAAAUAAAUGGAAUGGCAACGUCGAACAUCGAGUAUACGAUGGAUAAAUAUUUGUACGCGAGCAUCUUCGAAUUUCUUAAAAUUUCUCUUAACUCAAUGAAAAUCAAUCUAUCGAUUACCGAUAAUUCUUGACAAAUGUUAGAAAAUAGAGGAUAAAAAGUUAAUCAAAGUAUAGAAUGACAGAUGAUAACGUAAACUUUUCGUUUAAUUGGAAAAAUAAAAAUAACUGCAUUCGGAUGUAUAAUAAAAAUCAUGACAAAGUAUACAAUAACGCGACAACAUUAAAUACAAAAUAUUCUAGUGAUUUCAGUCAAAGUGAUCCUACCGAAAAUCCAUCAAUCGUGGAUUUAGGUGGACAAUUUCAUGAAAAACUAAAAAGCUCAUCUUCCGGGUCAGAGUUUCGUUUCAUUAAUCCAGCUAUUUAUGUUGAAUCUUUAAGUACUGAAGACAACGAGAAAGAGACUACCACAAAUAUCAGGAUAGGCAUUAAUCAUACGAACAACAAUACCGAAAUAUUAAAUAAUGGUGAUGCAAACGAUUGUCGAUUCGUUGAAUUUGAUAGCGGUGAUGGAAUUAAAAAAACAACUGAUAUGUUAUCUAAUUUGUCCUUGAAAAAAGCAAUAGUCUCUUCGAGGGGUGAUAUUGCUACCGAUGACAUUUCCUCACCGGAAACUUAUCGGUGUUAUUUUUCAACGUCAAGCACAGCUUCAUCCGUUGGCGCAUGUUCUGCUCGUCAUUCCGAAUCUGUUGUUAAUGUAAAACCAGUUUCUCAUCGGGUCGAAAGACGAUGUAAAAUUCUAAAUGAUGAAAUUAUUAAAAGAGAUCAACGAAGACCAUUUUCGUCCAACGGCAUGGUCGUCGGCAAGGAAAUGGAUCAACCAGAAGCACAAGUUCAGAGAUAUAUUUUAAACGGUCAUCGAGUCGUACAUAUUUCAACAACAUCAAUCUCAAGCUCGAAUAUUUCUCAAAUGGAUGACGAAUCUUUAAUGGCCAGAAAGAGUGCUCACGAGGAAUGGUUGCGCAAAAAACAGAUCUAUCUUCAACGAAAGAAAGAAAAAGAAGAUAUGAUGAAAACUAAAGAACGGGAGGAAGAAGAGAGAUUAGAACGGGAAAGGGAAGAAAAGGAAAGGAGGGAAAGGGAGAAUUUUGUCAAAUGGACUGAAAGGAAAAAGAAAGAAGAAGCGGAUAAAAAAGCAGCCCUUGAAAACGAAAUGAAAAUGGAAAAACAAUUAAAGGAAUUAGAGGAAAAGACGGUCAUUGCUAAGGCUUUAUGUCUGCGACAGUGGGCUCGUAAAAAAGAAGAGGAACAGAAAGCACAAGAAAAAGCAUUGCAGUUGAAAGAACAACAAGAGGAGGAAGAACGGAAAAGGAGACAAGAGGAGAGUGUUAAAGCUUAUGAAGAUUGGCGGGAAAAAUCGAGAAACCGACCUAAACCCGCAACGCAGGGAUUAUUUCCACAUCAAGCAGCAAAGCCAGGAUUUAUAAACCCAACUCCAUGGCAAAAGCUAAUCGAAGACGAUUCGAACGACGACCAAGAGGACGGUAAAAAGACCAAAAUAAAAAGAAGACAAAAUAAAAGAAAAAAUAAAUAAUUAAAAGAGAACAUUAACAUAAUCUCGUUGAGAGAUUUAAGGACCCAUUGAUUUCGACCUCGGUUAUCAUUUGUAAGAUUUACAGUUUUAGAUGCGGUCGUACUGUUUUGUUUUUAUAAGUAUUGUAUUUAAAACGUGUAUGUCAGAGAAAGAGUCUUGAGGAAUGGCUAUAUUUGACAUUAACAUAAUAUAUCAGCUUAAUAAUUUUAUUAAUAUUAUUUAAUAUGUUAAAUCGGAUUCUGAUCGAUUGACGAUUAUUCAUCUACUGUCCGAGUUAUAUAUAUAUAUAUAUUUGUUUUAUUUAAUUAAUUAUAAAUUAUAAUUCAUUACAAAAUAUACACGACAAAAGAAAUAUAUUUAUAGUUAAAUCAAAUAUAGGAUGAAAAUAUAAUCGAAGGAAUACAUUGGUAGACUAGAGGUACGUGCCCUCAUAAACUUAACAUCAUUCAUUUAAAUUAUUUCAAUUAAUAAUACAUUUGUUUUUAGCGGCGCGAUCAUGAUAGUAUUAUUGUGCGACAAUGCGCAGGAUAUAAAUACUACAUGUUCCUAAUAAACUUGACACGAUAGGGAGUACAUUUGUUAAGAGUAUCAUCUGUGAAUAAAAAUACAGUGCUUAUAUUA